Molecule: messenger RNA, 1037 nt
Organism: Hypoxylon trugodes
Lineage: Eukaryota; Fungi; Ascomycota; Sordariomycetes; Xylariales; Hypoxylaceae
Product: LamB/YcsF
Exons: 2
Coding region: 198-953 (251 amino acids)
Biological process (GO): carbohydrate metabolic process
Source: RefSeq, a predicted model, not a curated record
GGAGUUGACGUAGCAAAAACAAGGUAUAUAUCGGGGCAUAUCUGCGGGGAACAAGAGGCCCCCUCUUUGUCAAUGGUAGCUCUCUUAUCUCAGUGCACUAGCAAACAGCAUCUAUCUCACAACCAAAAGGCACCAGGUGGCUCAAAUAGAAUAUAACGUUAAAACGAAUCUCCGAAAUAUCAAGUGAACCAGGAAAUAUGGCCCAGAAGCGUUGGAUAGAAAUCAAUUGCGACAUGGGCGAGGGCUUCGGCCGAUGGAAGAUGGGCCCCGACGAAGAACUAAUGCGCUACGUCGACGUCGCCAACGUAGCCUGCGGCUUCCACGCCGGCGACCCCUCAACCAUGGUCCGUACAGUACGUCUCGCCAAGCAACACAACGUGCGCGUCGGGGCACAUCCGGGAAUGCCGGACUUACUCGGUUUCGGACGGCGCCGUAUGGCCGUAUCUCCGGAAGAUAUGUAUGCCAUAGUCUUAUACCAAGUCGGAUCUCUAGCCGGCAUCCUCGCAGCCGAAGGAGUGCCCCUAAACCACGUCAAGCCACACGGGGAGUUGUACUUUUAUAUCCAACGUGACGCCACAAUUCGAGAUGCCGUACUUCGCGCCGUACGCACAUUUAACGUGCCGAUUUAUGGGUUAGCUACUAAGGAUAUGGUCGAAGAUUGCGAGCGGAUCGGGUUAAAGCUCGUUUCGGAGUUUUAUCCGGAUAUCAGUUACAACGACCAGGGGCAGCUUAUGCCGGUAGCAGAAUCGGAUCCCGUUACUCCGGAGAUAAUUUCAAAGCGAGUGUUGACUUUUGCUGUCGAAGGGCGAGUUCUUAGUAAAGCUGGGAAUGUGGUCGAUGCACCUGUUGAUCCACAGGGGUUUAGCAUUUGCAUUCAUUCAGAUCUACCAGGCGCAUUGGACAAUGCUGCUGGAGCAAGGGCAGCUGUCGAUGAAGCAAAGAAACAGAUAUGAAUAUUCAAAAAAAUUUAUUUGGCCCUUUUUGACUACCUACCAUGAUAGACACUAUCACAAGACUAAACAUAAAGAAGGUGUAGC